This is a messenger RNA of Prunus avium (sweet cherry), 590 nucleotides long. NCBI's taxonomy places the organism in Eukaryota, Viridiplantae, Streptophyta, Magnoliopsida, Rosales, Rosaceae. The record is from RefSeq and is a predicted model, not a curated record.
UUGCCAUUUGCUAUGGAUAGGAGUGAGUAUUUGGUUCAUUUGGGGAACCUGGAAUUUUUCCAUGUCAAGACCGGGUGCUGCGAUGCCGAUCUCCCGGCUCAAUAUUUUUGUAUCACCAUGUUUCAAAUUAUUGUUGAAGGAGGAAGAAAUAUGCUCAAGACCAUACAUUCAACUGUUCUUUCUGCGGAUGUAGAGGACACUGGGUUGAAUCUUGCUUUCUGCUUCACGCCUGAGUGCGGGGAUUAUGAACAUGAGGAGUGUGUUAAUCAGCCAAACCAAGAAGAAACCAGUCUUGAUGAGAAUUUAUUGAUGGAGGAACAUUGGAGAAAGGAAGAAAGCAUGCAUAUAUAGACAGUAUACUCACUCCGUAAGAUGGAACGUUAGGGGCCAGGCAUCGUGAAAGAGUGUAUCUUGGGCGAACCGGAACCUCAUUGUUGGAUUUAAAUGAAACUUCAAAAGCCUUGGAUACCCUAAUAUUAUAUUAUAUUAUAGUAUCAGUGAAUGUAUUUGUGGGAUCUUUUGCAAACAACUUAAUGUUAAUUUAUAUAUGCAUUUGAAUCUCUAGUUAUUAUGCAGCAGCAUUUACAUAA